CAGUACAACACGCGGUCACCGCGGAGUAGCGCGCUUACAGCCGAAUUUAAAAUUGGAAUUCGCACAGUGUUCAACGUUCUUCAAUGAAAAACCGUGAGAAUUGAAAACGAACAUCGAUAAUAGUGAACAGUGAACUUUCGAUAUCAGUUGAUGUGUCUGAUGAACUGUGUCGUUAACGCAUUGGAAUGGAUAUUAACCAGUGACUACUAGAUUGUGAAUGUUAACCUACGGAAAUGAAUAAUCAAGAAACGCAACACUGCGAGAACUUUGACUGUUAACAUGCUUACGCUCUGGCGAUCACUUCCAUCCAAGAAAGUAAUGUGCAAGAGCAACCCACCAGACCAAAGAAUAUAAUCACAUUAAGAAACUGAAUAUAGAGAGAAUGGCUAUCCACGUGCUCCUAGCUUCAAGUGCCUUGAAGACAGUCAGUGUCACGGGCCUAUGGCUCAUACCCUUACUCUUAGGGGCAUUCACGUAUAACAAUUACAACUCUUACGAUCCUGAAGCCAAGGUGCAGGACACGGACCCAAAGAAAGAGUAUGACUUCAUCAUUGUUGGAGGCGGGUCAGCUGGUGCUGUGGUGGCAAACCGGUUGACUGAAAUCGCAAGCUGGAAUGUUCUACUAUUAGAAACUGGACCAGAUGAGAACGAGAUAACUGACGUGCCGUCUCUUGCUGGCUACCUCCAGCUGACGAAGGUUGACUGGCAGUACAAGACAGAGCCAACAAACUAUGCUUGUCUUGGAUAUAAGAACAAAAGGUGCAGUUGGCCCCGUGGCAAGGUCUUGGGUGGUUCCAGCGUUCUAAACUACAUGAUCUAUGUUAGAGGCAAUCGAAACGAUUUUGAUCAAUGGGAAUCGUUUGGGAAUCCAGGCUGGUCUUAUGAAAACGUUCUUCCAUAUUUUAUUAAAUCUGAAGACAAUAGGAACCCUUAUUUAGCAAAUAAUAAAUAUCACGGGGUUGGUGGAUAUCUUACCGUUCAAGAAGCACCCUGGAGGACCCCCUUGGCAGCCGCUUUUGUCGAAGGAGGAGUUGAAAUAGGAUAUGAAAAUCGUGACAUUAAUGGAGAAAUUCAAACUGGUUUCAUGCUAGCUCAAGGAACAAUAAGACGUGGAUCUAGAUGUAGUACAGCAAAAGCAUAUCUGAGACCAGUCAGAACGAGACCCAAUCUUGACAUCUCCUUAAAUACAAUGGCUACGCGAGUCUUAAUUAAUCCUAUAUCCUUGAAAGCCUAUGGCGUCGAAUACAUCAAAAAUGGUAGGAAACAUGUCGUCUAUGCGAGAAAAGAAGUCAUCGUAUCAGCGGGCAGUAUUAAUACACCACAACUACUCAUGUUAUCUGGCGUCGGCCCCGCACAUCACUUGCGGCACGUGGGUAUUCCAGUAUUAAAAGAUUUACCAGUUGGUGAAAACCUUCACGAUCAUGUGGGCGUUGGUGGAGUAACUUUCCUAGUCGAUAAACCUGUAUCAAUUAUUCAAAACCGCUUCCAGGCUUUUCCAGUUACAAUGAAUUACGUGGUGAAUGAAAGGGGACCAAUGACCGUACUCGGGGGUUUAGAAGGUAUUGCUUUUGUCAAUACAAAAUACGCCAACAAAUCUGGUUUAUGGCCCGACAUACAAUUCCAUAUGGCACCGGCUAGCUUCGCUUCAGAUAAUGGUCAAACUAUACGAAAAAUUCUAGGUUUAACCGAUGAGUUGUACAACACAGUAUUUAAGCCUAUUGAAAAUAUUGACGCCUGGACGAUCAUGCCGCUAUUGCUACAUCCAAAAACUCGAGGAUACGUGCGAUUGAAAAGUUCGAACCCCUUCGAACACCCAAUAAUCAAUCCAAGAUACCAUGAGAACCAAUACGAUGUAGAUAGGCUUGUCGAAGGAGUAAAGAUAGCUUUGCAAGUAGCAAACGGUAAAGCGUUUAAACAAUUUGGAUCGAGACUGCAUACAAUUCCUGUCCCAAAUUGUAAACAUUUUAUAUUUAUGUCAGACAAAUACAUUGAUUGCUUAGCCAGAACAAUUAGUAUGACAAUUUACCAUCCCGUAGGAACAGCAAAGAUGGGACCUUCUUGGGAUCCUGGUGCAGUUGUAGAUCCCCGAUUAAGGGUGCAUGGAAUAGAGAGUCUCAGGGUAAUAGAUGCUAGUGUAAUGCCAACUAUUGUUAGUGGAAAUACGAAUGCUGCAGUAGUCAUGAUCGCAGAAAAGGGUUCCGAUAUGAUUAAACAGGAUUGGUUAAAUCGGUGACAUUAGAUUGUCAACACAAACAGAUAGAACAUAAUAAAUUGCCAAUUUUAGACAUAAGAGAAAAAAAUACUAAUAAUAUAAUGGAUUGACGUUUAUCUAUCAAACCUUCUUCUCUUUUUACUUUUUUUACGAAUCGAGAAGAAUGUUUUAUAGUUAUUGUUUUAUAAAUCUUGUAUUCGUUAAGUAACUGGCGAUUUGUUACCAGAUGUAAACCAAAGUACCUAGACGUAGAAAUAUGUUAUUAAUAAGAGAGUUAAAAUAAUAUACAUUAUACAGUCAGUAAUUUUAAUUAAGUAUAGGAUGUUUAUAAUUGUUAUAUUAAUGUUAAAAAUAUUUUAUGCUUACUCAGUUUUUAUACAAUACCAUCUACAAUUCCUUGUUUUAUACACAAUUACAAUUUCAGUAUCAACAUAGUGCUGCCAGUAAAAUCGAGAUGGCGUUGUUUUUAAUAAUUUGUACUCGAGUUUCGUGAAACAUCCGAGUUCCUUUUCUUCAACAUUUCUAACUUAUUGUAAAAAGACCACUGUCUACCAAUAACAGCUUAAGGCGACUUGUAAGCAAAUCAUGUUUUUAAUAGACCAAGAAAUAAUAAGGAAUUUUAAUGAUAUCAUUUGUUGUUCGUCUUAAUGAUUGGAUAAUAUGCAUUAUCGGAUUCGCUAUCAUAUACCUAUAGAAGGUCGUCAUCAUUAUUGUAGCAACCAUAAAGAACUUAUUAUAAUACAUUGUAUCAUGGCCUUGGCUUUUUCAUAUUUUUACAAUUAACUUAAG
Molecule: messenger RNA, 3001 nt
Organism: Pieris napi
Lineage: Eukaryota; Metazoa; Arthropoda; Insecta; Lepidoptera; Pieridae
Product: glucose dehydrogenase [FAD, quinone]-like
Exons: 5
Coding region: 383-2233 (616 amino acids)
Molecular function (GO): oxidoreductase activity, acting on CH-OH group of donors; flavin adenine dinucleotide binding
Source: RefSeq, a predicted model, not a curated record